GGCAUGCGCGGCCGGUUCCAGCUGCGGUCGGAUGGGGAACUGGGCCUCAGGGUUCACUGCUGUUGCCGUAGUGCCGCGUGCCGCCCCUUCUCACGCGCGGAAUGUUGCUUCUGGCGCUGGGCAGCUCGUGGGAGGCCGGACUUCGGCUUGGCGGGAAGAGGACGGCGCUGUGGGCGGCCGCCGCUCUUCGAGGCUUUAGGGCGGCCGCCUCGCGGGUGGCCCCCGGUAGCGGCUCCUCGGGGCUGGUUGGCCGCAGAAGCGCGUGGCUGUGGGGACCUUCUGCGGGGAGCCCGGUUCUCGGGCGGCGGGUGCGAACGCAGGUACCUCUUUGUUGGGAAGGAUGCAUUCGAUGCUUACAUACACAGCUUGAAAAAUCAGAAGAUGGAAGGCUGAUUUAUACUGGGAAUCUGGCACGAACAGUAUUUGGUGUGAAAUGUUUCUCUUAUUCUACAAGUGUCAUCAGCCUUGCAUUACUACCAUACAUUUUUGCACAAAACAAUAUUAUAUUUGGAAGUCUGCCUUUGCAAAUAUUAUUUUAUGGCAUCAUAGGAAGCUUUACAGUGAUCACUCCAGCACUGCUUCACUUUAUUACAAAAGGCUAUGUUGUUCGGUUGUACCAUGAAGCUACAACAGACACUUACAAAGCCAUUACUUACAACGUUGUGCUUUUAGAAACAAGUACCGUGUUUCACCAGAAUGACGUGAAGAUUCCAGACAGCACACAUGUGUUUACCACAUUUUAUGCUAAAACGAAAUCGCUGUUAGUUAAUCCAAGGCUCUUUACAAACCCUGAAGAUUAUAACCAUCUAAUGGGUUAUGACAAACCAUUUACUUUUGAUAUGGAGGAAGACAGUGAGAAGAAACAGGGUAAAGAUGAGAAAUGAGUCUAUUGUGUUUUACAUUUGUGCUUAAAUGUGAUUUAUGUUCCAGUGUAUAUUAAUAAAGUUGCCUUUACUUUU
Neogale vison (American mink) is the source of this 959-nucleotide messenger RNA. RefSeq names its product transmembrane protein 70 (gene TMEM70). Gene Ontology annotation, cellular component: mitochondrial membrane. NCBI's taxonomy places the organism in Eukaryota, Metazoa, Chordata, Mammalia, Carnivora, Mustelidae. Gene Ontology annotation, biological process: mitochondrial proton-transporting ATP synthase complex assembly. The transcript is spliced from 3 exons. The coding region runs from base 102 to 884 and encodes 260 amino acids. The record is from RefSeq and is a predicted model, not a curated record.